CCGACGCAACAUGUGUUUUUAUGGCUUGUAAAGUGCAGGUUUGAAACAUGGGACGACUGCGUAAACGCCACAACUGGAAGGCACGCAUAGGUGAAGAUAAUAGUAGUGAAAGAGGACUUAAAAACCAGGCAAACAAUUUGGAUUAUGUACAGGGUUCCGCUGCUUCCGCAGGCAAUGAAGAUGAUCGUGUUUAUGGAACAGCGCUAACCGGCAGUAAUACUUUGGCUUUGCCAUCCAAGAAAUCAAAUAAGGGAAGAAGGGAUCUGCAUCCACCAACAGAGAGAAAACGUCUGAGUAAAAAGGCAAGAAAACGCCUGGAAAAAAUUGUUGAAUCAAAAAAGAAAAAAUCAAAGCGGGCUGAUGUUUUGAAUCUUUUGGCACAGUCCUCGGUUAGUGAGCUUGAGAUCUCCCAAUAUAACUCAGUAAGUAGAAUGGGGCAAGUAAAUAAAAGUGAGUUGAAAAGAGGAUUAUCAGGUGAAGAUCAAGAUCAUGAAAUACAGUCUUUAGUAAAAAGAGGAAGAAAGAAAGGAAAGAAAGAAAGACUGAGAAUGAAAAUGAAAAAAAUAGAAGUAAUAAAGGGUGUUGAAGUGGAAGAUUGCUCUGAAGAAAGUGAUGACGAUGAUGAUGAUGAUGAUGAUCAAGAUGAUAAUGAUGGUAGAAUACCAGAUAAAGAACGUGGACAGAAAGAUGAAAUGGAAGAAAAGAAAGACGAAAAGGUGAAAGUUGUUGAAAAUGAAAGUAAUAAGAAGAACUCUUCAAGCAACACUUCAUGCAAAGUGAAAGAAGCCAAUGAACAAUCAGCAUCAUUAAAAAGAGAAAUGUCUGCAGAAAGUACAGAGAGCACAUUGCAAAAAUCUACAAUAGCAAAUAUUUUGAAGGAAGAUGCAAUAAAAGCAACACCAACAGUCUUUGUUGAAGUUAACCGUGAUCCAGACAUACAAACAGCUCGGCUACAACUACCUAUUCUGGGGGAAGAACAGGCAGUUAUGGAAGCUAUUAAAGAAAAUGAAAUUAUUCUUUUGGUUGGUGAGACAGGUAGUGGAAAAACAACACAGGUCCCUCAAUUCCUGUAUGAGGCUGGUUACACUCACAAGGGAACAAUUGGCAUCACUGAACCAAGAAGAGUUGCUGCUGUUAAUAUGUCGGAGAGAGUAGCAUUUGAAAUGUCAUUACCAAAAAGUAAAGUUUCAUACCAAAUUCGAUAUGAAGGUAACACAACAUCAGAAACAUGUGUGAAGUUCAUGACUGAUGGUGUGCUCUUGAGAGAAGUGGAGAAAGACUUUCUACUCUCAAAUUAUUCUGUCAUUGUCAUCGAUGAAGCUCAUGAAAGAAGUGUCUACACUGAUAUUCUUAUUGGUUUAUUGUCAAGGAUUGUUCUCCUAAGAAAGAAACAUGGGAACAUUUUAAAACUCAUCAUAAUGUCCGCAACACUUAGAGUAGAUGACUUCACCAACAACAUGAACUUGUUUAGUCCUACCCCACCUGUAGUCAAAGUUGAAGCUCGGCAGUUUCCUGUGACCAUUCAUUUCAGUAAGCGAACACCAACUGAUUAUGUGAAUGAGGCUUUCCGUAAGGUUGUUAAAAUUCAUAAGACACUUCCCAAUGGUGGUAUCCUUGUAUUUCUCACAGGACAAAAUGAAAUCCAUUCCUUGUGUAGGAAAUUACAGAACCGCUUUCCUUUCAAGAAGAACUUGGCAGUAUCUUCAGCGCAGGUGAAAACAAAUGAUAAGAAAGUUGGAAUCAACCUGGACAAUUACUCCAUGUCUAACAAGACCAUAGUGAUUGACAGAGAGAUGGAAGAUGAAGAUGCUGAAGAAUCACUAGUUGAUAAUAGUUCACUAAGUGAGUCUGAGGAAGAACUUGGUUCUCCAAGUUUUGAUGAUAAAGAGUUAUCACCAAUGUAUGUUUUACCUUUGUAUUCAUUACUAUCCAAUGAAAAGCAAAGAAAAGUGUUUGAAUCUCCUCCUGAAGGUGUGAGGUAUUGUGUUGUUGCCACAAAUGUUGCUGAAACCUCACUUACUAUUCCAAACAUGAAAUAUGUUGUUGAUGCAGGAAUGGUGAAGAGAAGAUACUAUGACAAAACAACAGGAGUAUCAUCUUUCAGGAUAACUUGGACAUCUAAAGCAUCUGCCAAUCAAAGAGCUGGGAGAGCAGGCCGGAUUGGCCCUGGACAUUGUUAUCGCCUGUAUUCGUCUGCUGUAUUCAAUAACGAUUUUGAAGAGUUCACACAACCUGAUAUCCUAAGAAGACCCGUUGAUGAUCUUGUUUUGCAAAUGAAAGCGAUCAACAUUGAUAAAGUUGCCAACUUUCCCUUUCCUACACCACCAGAGAGCAACGUUCUUCAAACAGCUGAGAAGUUGCUUAUCAACCUUGGAGCAUUAACACCAAAGAAGACGAGGAAAGGUGUUCUUACUUCAGUCAUCACAUCUCUUGGUCGAACCAUGACGAAAUUUCCUGUAUCCCCACGUUAUGCGAAGAUGCUUUGCUUGGGACACCAGAAUCAAUGUCUGGAGUUCGUCAUUGUCAUCGUGGCUGCGCUCACUGUGCAUGAGAUAUUUUCAUCUGGUCCCUACGAAGGUGAAGACAGAAAUGAGAGACUAAGUAACAUUACAAAGCUUAGACGAAGAUGGGCAGGUGACGGAGUAUCACAGUUACUUGGUGAUUUCAUGGUUAUGUUACGUGCAGUUGGCGCUGCAGAGUUUUCUGGUUGUUCUGCAAAGUUUUGUCAGUCCAGUGGUCUACGACACAAAGCCAUGCUCGAAGUACGCAAACUAAGAGUCCAGUUAACGAAUGCGGUCAAUGGAGUGAAUCCAGAUGCCAAGCUGUGUGUUGAUCCCAAGAUGAAACCACCAUCACCAUCCCAGACGAAGAUAUUAAGACAGAUCAUUUUGUCCUGUUUUGGCGAGAAUGUUGCCCGCCGUAUGUCAUCUGAACGAUGUGCUGAACAAGGAAUAAAGAAUGGCUACGAGUGUCAUUUGACUGAAGAACCUGUAUUCAUCCACCCAACCUCUGCCUUAUUCACUAUUUUACCAGAAUUUAUUUUGUUUCAAGAAAUAAUAGAAACAACUAAGCUUUAUGUAAAAGGUGUAGCUGUCGUUGAACCAGAAUGGUUCGCUUUGUUAAUUCCCCAACAUUGCACCUUUUCCAAACCUUUGAAAGACCCUAGUCCGAGAUAUGACCAGGAUGAAGGAAUUGUGAAAUGUCACAUGAAUGUCUCAUUUGGAGCUAGAGUUUGGUGUUUGCCUGCACAGGAGUUAGAGUAUCAAAAAUGUUCGGAGAGGUAUAAAUGGUUCGCUCGUUUUCUCCUGGAAGGUCAUGUCGUUUCAAAGUUAGCUACUUUCAGUCAAAAUCUCUUAGCAUUGCCCUCGACUAUGGUCAAGACUUGGUCAAAGUUACAACCUCGAACCGAAGCUCUAUUGAGAGAACUUGUGAACAACGAUGUUGAUUGUAGGGCUAGUUUACUAGCAAUGUGGAAGAAAGAGAAAGAUUAUUUGUUGAAGGCAUAUUUAGGAUGGAUACCGGAAUCUAAACAUGAUGAUGUCAAGAAGAUAUGGCCUCCCGUGAAAUAAUAAGUAAUGGAGAUGGCAAAAUCACAAAACUUUUUAUUGCCACCUUUCUUACGUAUGGCUUAGGGUAGAAAAGGACUUUUUAUGAAAAACGACAAUUACUACGUUAUAACUGUCUACUUUGCCACAGAGGAGAGAUGUACUCCAUCUCUUCUCUGUGACUUUGCUAUAAUGUUAAUUUUGAAGUUAAAUUUCAGAAUAAAUUAAAAGCACAACGUGGAACUUUAUGUAAACUCGAU
This is a messenger RNA of Dendronephthya gigantea, 3805 nucleotides long. RefSeq names its product probable ATP-dependent RNA helicase DHX37. The record is from RefSeq and is a predicted model, not a curated record. Gene Ontology annotation, cellular component: intracellular anatomical structure; nucleolus. Gene Ontology annotation, molecular function: ATP hydrolysis activity; RNA binding; ATP binding. The transcript is spliced from 2 exons. Gene Ontology annotation, biological process: maturation of SSU-rRNA from tricistronic rRNA transcript (SSU-rRNA, 5.8S rRNA, LSU-rRNA). NCBI's taxonomy places the organism in Eukaryota, Metazoa, Cnidaria, Anthozoa, Malacalcyonacea, Nephtheidae. Bases 48 to 3569 code for a protein of 1173 amino acids.